UGCCAACUAAGAUGCACUGCACGUCGCUCUAGAUUUUUUAUUAUUCCAUACUUACCCCUUUGUUUGUGACAAUAACAUAAAUGCCACACGAUUUAUUGUUAAUCAUUAUUAAUUAAGCUUCGCCAAUCGUGAUCAUUUUCUGACGCUCCUCGACUAUAUCGCUUGAUUAAUCCAACUAGGGUUCUAAAUUAGUUAUUGUCAUACCCUUUUUGCUCUUGAUUUUUGUUUUAUUCAGGAAGUUGGAUGUCCGAUCCUACUCUGUAUCUGGAUUUCUUAUCCUCUGUAAUUGUUUUCGAACUUGUCUAAGGUGAUCUGGAUUCUAUUUUGGUAGAGGGACAUGGGAAGUCCGGAGAAGAAUCAGGUCAAGGGAGGGUUCUUCGCGGCCAUGACAUCGGGGCUGUCGAUGUUCAGCAACGCCAUGCAUAGAUCUGUCAACGGAUUGCUUGGCUAUGAAGGAGUGGAAGUUAUAAAUCCUGAAGGAGGAAAAGAAGAUGCUGAAGAGGAAGCUCAGAGAGGAAGAUGGAAGCAGGAGGAACGAGAUAGUUACUGGAAAAUGAUGCAAAAAUAUAUUGGUUCUGAUGUCACAUCAAUGGUCACGCUCCCUGUCCUCAUAUUUGAGCCGAUGACCAUGCUUCAGAAAAUGGCAGAGUUGAUGGAAUAUGCACAUCUUCUUGAUGAAGCAGAUAAAUGUGAAGAUCCUUACAUGCGAAUGGUGUAUGCAUCAUCAUGGGCAGUGUCGGUUUAUUUUGCGUACCAGCGUACUUGGAAGCCUUUUAACCCCAUUCUCGGUGAGACGUAUGAAAUGGUUAACCAUGAUGGUGUUACAUUCAUAUCGGAGCAGGUUAGCCAUCAUCCUCCAAUGAGUGCUGGUCAUGCUGAAAAUGAGCAUUUCGCAUAUGAUGUCACAUCUAAGCUGAGAACUAAGUUUCUCGGAAACUCAUUGGAUGUCUAUCCUGUUGGAAGAACGCGUGUGACUCUUAAAAAAGAUGGUGUUGCCUUGGAUUUGGUUCCCCCUCCUACCAAAGUUAACAAUCUAAUAUUUGGACGAACUUGGGUGGAUUCUCCUGGAGAAAUGGUCAUGACAAAUUUAACCACAGGAGACAAAGUGGUUCUCUAUUUCCAUCCUUGUGGUUGGUUUGGGGCUAAUAGAUAUGAGGUAGAUGGAUAUGUCUAUAAUGCUGAUGAGGAGCCUAAAAUACUGAUGACUGGAAAAUGGAAUGAGUGCAUGAGUUAUCAACCAUGUGAUUUGGAAGGGGAACCUCUUUCUGGAACGGAACUGAAAGAGGUUUGGCAUGUUGCCAGUCCUCCGCCGAAUGAUAAAUUUCAGUUCACCUACUUUGCACACAAAUUGAACAGCUUUGACACUGCACCCAAGAAACUAUUGCCUUCUGAUUCACGCUUACGCCCUGACAGAUGGGCACUUGAGAAAGGUGACCUGUCUAAGGCUGGCGCUGCAAAAAGCAGAUGGAGCCUCCACAUCCUCUUUUCCACCACCUAGAGUGGUUAAUGGUGCGACUGCUUUCCCUUGUGAUGAAGAUGAAGAACAAGAGUGCUGGGAGAUUGUUUAGUGCUGUUGGGAGUUUGUUCAGCUUGGAGGAGAGACAGAGAGCUGAAAAGAGAAACCGAGAAGCAAAAGGUGAUCAGUUCACCCCAAAGUGGUUUGAUCAAACGGAGGAAGUUGCGUCCACACCAUGGGGUGACUUGGAAAUAUUCCGUUACAAUGGGAAGUACUCAGAUCAUAGGUCUGCCGUUGACUCUUCAGAUGCCAUUGACACAAGUGAUGUCCAGUCAAUAGAGUUUAAUCCAUGGCAGUAUGCUGAGCUGUCUGAUAUUACAGAACUGAAGAUAAGUGGUAGUUUUGACAAUGGCAAACACAUGUUGCAUCACGAAGGGUACAUGCAAACUAAGGGAGGAUUCGCUUUUGGAUCCUGA
Molecule: messenger RNA, 1932 nt
Organism: Striga asiatica
Lineage: Eukaryota; Viridiplantae; Streptophyta; Magnoliopsida; Lamiales; Orobanchaceae
Source: the annotation of a GenBank genome assembly